AUGACCGACCCCACCCGUAGCUAUAACAACACCGACUACCCGUCCAUCCCUUCCGUAGCAGGAUCGGCCAAGAAGAACACCCAACCGAUCAUAGACGCCCUAAGACCAUACAUCGAGAGGUCUUUAACUUCAACAGUUCCAGUUCCAGAUGAACGGGCUGCAACAGGUCCGCACGGAUCGGAUCCGCAGGGCCUGGGUCCUCAGGGGUUGGGAUUCAAAGAGGACUGGACGACAAGACCAGAGACAGGACAUGGAAAUAAAAUCAGACCGAAGAUCCUAGAACUAGCUAGCGGGACGGGCGAACACCUAGCCUCCUACGCUACCGAGUGGGACGGGGUGGACUGGGUAGGGAGUGAGAGGGAGAGGAGCGAAACGAACAACAUCUUACCCCCAGUACAGCUGGACGUCUUGAACGACGCGGAUUGGGAAGGGGUCCGGGGGCGGUAUGGCCGUGGUUGGGGGAGCGAAGAUACACAAGAGGCGGAGCAUGGAGGAUUCGAUGGGAUGAUCAUCAACAACCUCCUCCACUGCGCCCCCUUCCCCGUGACCCCCUCUUCCAUCUUCCGGCACGCAACAACCCUGCUCAAACCCGCUGGAUGGAUCAGUUUCUAUGGAGCUUUCAGGGGGGACGAUGGGGGGUUUGAGAGUGAGGGUGAUCGGAAGUUCCACGAACGCUUCAUCUCCCUCGACCCGACCUUCGGACUCCGGACGAUCCCUUCCAUCCAACGAAUCGCCGAGGAAAACGGAUGGCGGAUGGUAGAACGGAAGGGGAUGAUGAGUGGGAACUGGAUGGUGUUCUUCGAACGAUCCAUUUAG
This is a messenger RNA of Filobasidium floriforme, 816 nucleotides long. RefSeq lists its product as uncharacterized. NCBI's taxonomy places the organism in Eukaryota, Fungi, Basidiomycota, Tremellomycetes, Filobasidiales, Filobasidiaceae. The transcript has 5 exons. The record is from RefSeq and is a predicted model, not a curated record. The coding region runs from base 1 to 816 and encodes 271 amino acids.